AUGAGCUGCAAAGUGGAGCGACACAGCAGCGCAACGCGGCCGAUGGCCACAGCCACAGCCACAGCUACAGCAACAACGACGGUUAUGACGCUCACCAAAAGGCGAAAAUCUCACAGAGGCCCAAAUUCCUCGCUGGCCGGCAGAAUGUCGCCGAGGAAGACCACGAGUUGGCCGCUUUCCGCAGCCACGAUGCACCACAGCUUCGGCCCGGCGCAGUCGCUGCGCUGGCUGGGCGUGUUGGCGCUGCAGCUGCUGCUGCUGGCCACACGUAAUAUCGAAUGUCGUCAAGACGUGUACGCAGGUCCAUCCAUUUCACAAAUAUCUCCAAAAUCAAGCAGUCAUGUAUUGUCUGGGGCCCCGCUGCUUUUGCACACCUCCCCGAAAUUAGUGCUCGAGAGUACGAUUGCCGAUACAAAUAAUAUUGCUGCGGGUUUACUUACGACGCACGACGACAUUGAACGUGAUGACAAUGAAACACGUCAGCACAUACGCAUGGAACGUUCUGCACAACCAAUAUUGAACGAAAACUAUCCGAAAUCUGGACCUAAUGAUGUUCAUUUUCCCAGCGAUACGGAGAAAGAAGCUGGCGCUGGCCAUUAUUUCCAAUACAACAUUAAGCCGACAAGUACCCUCAAUGAUGGCAGCUCAGAAGCGCCGGAGCGGACACAAAGGGCUCGUGUUGGCAAAACAUUGAAGCCUUCUUUUAGUGGCAUUGCGUCUACGCCUUUGCCAGCCACCACUUCAGUAUCGGAGUCUUUUUUAGCGAAAGGGGGCCUGCGACCGCUUACGUCGGGGUCCCCGAUCAACCCGAGCCGCAGUACUGCUAUCUCGACAGCGGCCACUGCCACGGCCUUGCCGCAUAAUCCACGGCAAAACUCUAAUCCGGAUAUACAGGAUAUAAUAACUGGUAUUGUGAAGCUCCUGAAUGGCAAUGUUAACGUUCAUGCUAAUACACAAGGACUUCGGCGUCCAUCUGCUAGUCGUAUUAAUAAUCGUGGGCCACCACGUAUAUCUGAUGUGCAGACAUUACCGAUAGAUUAUGAUACGCAAAAGAAACCAUUGGGCUCAUCUAUUCGUCCGCCGCCAUAUACAGGGCCAUUCGAUCGUCCGGAGCGUCCAUUUAUUACAGGUGUACCGAUUCCAGAGCAAAUCGUCCCGUUGAGGCCGGGAUUUAUUAGUCAACGUCCACCAUGGCAUCGACAGAAACCACGACCUCCAAUUACUACUGCUAUUGGAGGUAGACGUCCGAUACCACAAUAUAAACCAAUGCCGAAUUCCCAGUUAUCGCCUCCUGCCGCUGAGGAGUCUGCUGCCCCUGUGAAAGACACGCCUGAGAUGUCAUCACCACAGCACUCAGGAGAAAUGGAAAUUUCCGUUCCUCCGGACUAUAACGAUGCAAACGGUGAUGUGCCUAAACCAACUGACGCCACUUAUGAUUCAGAAUUCUCUAAUGAGGACACAAAUUCGCAAUAUAUUGAAGUCUCUGAUCAGGACUCCAAUGAAACAGCUGAUCAAGCUCCUAUGGGGGUUGACAAAGACGAAUUAGAAGAGGAAGAUACAGCGCCAAUCCAAGCAUCCCCACCGCCUGCAAAGAAAGAUGAGCAAAACAGUAAGAAGAAACCCAGUAAACAUAAAGGUGUCGACAAGAAGAAGCACACUCAAGAAGAUUAUGCAGCAAUAAUAGAAACCAGCUCCACUGCCCACACUGAGAUGCAAAUAUCUUCAACAUAUGCCCCAAUGCCAAUGGAGAUUAGUGAAGGUGCCACUAUUGACCCAUCUACAGAAGAGGUUAUUUUCAUGACGCCUAGUAAGACACCAACACUGGAGAUCAGCUCUCAAUUGGAUGACACAAGUUCAUCUACUGAAAUAAUAACUCAAAGCUCCAUUAUCACGACAGCCUUACCAAAUACAACUAAGAGCCCGGUUGUGCUAAGCCCAUCUAUCAGUACUGAACUGUUGGCGACCAUUCCACCUGCUUCAACUAAUACCACACCCAAACCACUUUCCACCACUACUACUGCCAGACUAUCAACUACCACAUCUUCUACUACCACUACCUUCACCUCUGUCGCCCCGCCCGUGACGACCCCUGCUAACACCCUCCCCAUGCCAGUGCCCCAACCUCCAUCUGAUUUUCAACCACGACCAGGAUUAGUUCUUGAUGAUCCAGAAUUCAAACCAGGUGGACGACCGCGGCCACCCAGACCAAUUCAAUCACGUCCCGUUGAUGUGCAACAACAACCAUCAUACAAUAUUCAACCCACACGACAGCACUUGCCUCCUGGCUAUGGGGAAAUAUUUGACGUAACUCUAUCGGCCAUACAAGGUCCUGGGUCCGCAGGCGGUUCGCAACAGACGAUUAAUAUUAAACCAUAUGGCACUUACGGCAACAGUGGGGGACAACAAGGGGAUAUAAUACUAUCUGCCGCAGAUCCACCCGCAGGAGUACCCACUACACCGGCGACGGCAGUACCACAAAUACCUGGAAGCGGUGUCACUGUAGGAAGUGGUGUUGGCAAUGGUAAUGGUAUUGAUAGCAGCAGCGCAAAUGGUGGAUCCAGUGCAGGUAAUGCAGUUACUCAGAACAACUUACCCAGUCUAGGAUCAGGAUAUGGUAUCCCCGAAACAGAGGUUGUAGAUUUGGAGCCCACCAAGCCCAAUAACGUAAAACCACAAUCGUCUACAACUAAUUCUGGACCAACGAGACCUCACUAUCGUUCGCGACCAACACAACCACCUGUGCGCAUCGACACUUGUAUUGUGGGCGAUGACUCGACCUGCGAUCAAGCACAACAUGAACGUUGCAAGACCGAGAAUGGUGUAUCCAGCUGUCAUUGUAGACCCGGAUAUUCGCGUCGCAAGCAUCGAGAACCCUGCAGAAAAGUUAUAUCUUUUUAUUUGGGCAUGCGUGUGGAUCGUAUUUACGAGCAUCGUAUUGUGUGGGACAAUAAACUUUUGGACAAACAUAGCGAACCCUAUGGACAAUUGAGCUACGAGUCGAUUCGAGCAAUCGAUUCGGCAAUGUCGAUGACGCCCUAUUCGGAUGAAUUCAUGGAUGCUCGAGUUAACAAUAUUUACCGUGGUGAUCCAAAUCUGGGUGGCAGCGGUGUUUUUGUGAACAUGACCAUCAAACUUGACGAAAGUGUGGAAACUUUGCGGCCAAAUCUGCGCGCUGAUGUUCAAAAACAUUUGUUGGGCGUGCUCCACCGACGGAAUAAUAAUAUUGGUAACUCUGUUCUAUACGUGUCUUCGCCGGAGGGCUCCAUAACUGCCUUACACGAUCUGGAUGAAUGUCAGUCUCGCGAGUUAAAUGAUUGUCAUGCGAGUGCGUCAUGUUCUAAUUCAUGGGGAAGUUUCCGUUGUGCUUGCGAAGUAGGACUCCGUGAUCCAUGGGCCGAUCAACCACAGCGCGCUGGUCGCGACUGUCAAUCUUGUCCGGACUCAUACUGUAACAAUCGUGGAACUUGCAGUUACAAUGAAGAAGGAAAUCAAGUUUGCGCUUGCGAUUCCAGUCAUUAUGGCGGGCAAUGUGAGAUAGAUGGGGAAGUUUUGGGUGUGGCCAUUGGAGCUUCCUUGGCAGCCGUUGUUAUUAUUGUGUUGACAUUGGUUUGUCUAAUAAUGUGGUCCCGUCGUUGGCAACGUGAGCAGAAGAACGCUAUUGGUUCGCCAGUCUUUGGCUACAUGAAUACGGCGCCAAUGAAAUCCGCUGGUCUGCCGGGACAACCGGGCUAUCAAGUGACAUUGGAGGAUCGUAUGCGUUGGGCGCAGAUCGCUGAUGUAAUGGCACAGACAAACCAUUACGGGGCUGAACCAGUCGGACCCACACGUCCAUCGUCGGCAAUGUUCGCUUAUCCGAAUCUACAAACUAUGGGUAUGGGCACUAUGGCAGGCAUGUCGAUGCAAGGCACCAUGCAGAUGCAUCAGGCAGGCAGUAUGGCACCGCCAGUUCCUCUGCCACGAAGACUGGGGCUGAGUGCACGAUCGAAUGGCAUGCGAACCUUGGAGAAUUCCAGCUCAAGUGAGGAAGAGGACCGAGCUGAUUUGCUCGGCCGUAAUUUUCAAGUACCGCGACCAAAGAGUAGAAGUAAUGGAAGCAUAGCGAAUCAGUCGGGCAUCUACUAUGACGUAGAUUACGAGCCAUCAGGCAAUGGCAUCGGGAACACGAGUGUGGAUCAUUUGUACGGUUCGCAAAAUCAGUCAUCCUCUCACUCACACACGCACUCACACUCACACAGUGGCAACAAUCACAUACCGGGACCACAAGGCAUACCAAUGAGCACUUACACAUCCGGACGGGCCCCAAGUAGUUACUAUAUGAAAUAAUUCCGUUAUCUACUACUACUAGUAUGUAUGUAUAAUGUUAGUAUGUAUGAAUAUGCCUGCUUGCAGUAAAGCAUUCGUAAGUCGACGCGGACGCAUUUGUUGAACUUCGGAUUUUCAAAAUCGAGGUUCACUUCAAUUCUUGUAAUAUGCCUUAAGAGCUAGUCGUUAAGAGAAUAUGUAGCUGUAAAUAUGAAUUUAUGAAAUAAAACGAUACUAUUAAUUUAUUGUAUUUAAAAUCAUACCUAGUAAGUCAAAGUAACUGUUAGUUAAGCUAAGUCUAUUUAUCGCUCCCAUACUAACUUCGUCUAACUUCGGCUCAAGAACGCUUGUGUCUAUGUAUGUUUAAGUAUCGCAACGCAGUAUCUUGAAGAAUGCAAUAUUUUUUAAUAACUUUUGAAUUUGUUUAUAAAAU
Molecule: messenger RNA, 4735 nt
Organism: Bactrocera tryoni
Lineage: Eukaryota; Metazoa; Arthropoda; Insecta; Diptera; Tephritidae
Gene: pwn
Product: mucin-17
Exons: 9
Coding region: 1-4323 (1440 amino acids)
Molecular function (GO): calcium ion binding
Source: RefSeq, a predicted model, not a curated record